AUGCCAUUCUCCGCCUGUACUUUCUGCUCUGCCUCGCCUCCGCUUUCUAGCGGGACUUUUAUGGGCAAACUUUCCAGCAAGAAGCGGUGUGCUGAUGAAGACUGUGUGUAUGCCCUUUCUCUUGCAAGAGCCGAAGACGAUUACAAUGCACCAGACUGCCGGUUCAUCAAUAUCCGAAAGGGGCAACUGAUCUACGUUUAUUCAAAACUGGUGAAAGAGAAGAAAGCAGGAGAAUUCUGGUCUGGAAGUGUUUACAGCGAACAAUACGAGGACCAGAUGGGCACCGUGGGAUAUUUCCCCAGGAGUUUAGUCACGGAGCGGCACGUCUUCCGGAAAGCGAACAGGACAAUCCCCACAAAGGUCAAUGACUUCUUCUGCGAAUAAAAGUCUGCAAUGCCGGCUGUAAUAUUUUGGGCUCCGCAGAUAAAGGCUACCAGAGACAGGAAUGGCUUCAACCAACCUGAAUACGAAGAGUGAUGGAACCGUCUUAUACAGCAGUCUUUAGAACAGUCUCGUUCUAGAACAGACUAAGGUCAUUUGAUUUUAGGGCGAGUCCAAAAGCUACCAAUUCUUUAACAAUAGUCGAUACAAAGGAGUGCUUCUGAAUUGUAAAAUCAGUCCCAAAAUCCAGAAACCGUGAGCACAAGUCAAACGUGUUCUUCCUUCCUGUAUUUUCUAAGUCUUUAUAUAAAACAAGUUUCUU
Messenger RNA from Gekko japonicus, 703 nucleotides. RefSeq names its product otoraplin-like. The transcript has 4 exons. Gene Ontology annotation, biological process: cartilage condensation. The record is from RefSeq and is a predicted model, not a curated record. The coding region runs from base 1 to 384 and encodes 127 amino acids. NCBI's taxonomy places the organism in Eukaryota, Metazoa, Chordata, Lepidosauria, Squamata, Gekkonidae. Gene Ontology annotation, molecular function: protein binding.